Molecule: messenger RNA, 273 nt
Organism: Danaus chrysippus (African queen)
Lineage: Eukaryota; Metazoa; Arthropoda; Insecta; Lepidoptera; Nymphalidae
Source: the annotation of a GenBank genome assembly
AUGCCUCCGCCGACCGGCGCCCCAGCCGACACACAUCACAAACCCAGCCACAUGGAUGACACAACGAAUCGUCCCCGAUACAACGGAACCGCACCGAACGCGACGAAAGCUCGUCGUGUUAGCCCGAGUAAUAAGGCUUCGAAAGCGCAUCCACACAUUUUUACGUUCACGUCCAGUACGCAGGCGCAGUCGGGACGUCUUCUGACAUCACCGGCACCCGGAUUAUUUUCGCCCGGCGAGGUAAAUACCCUCACAUCGAUCGAACCCGGUUAA